Molecule: messenger RNA, 2645 nt
Organism: Vitrella brassicaformis
Lineage: Eukaryota; Vitrellaceae
Source: the annotation of a GenBank genome assembly
GAAAGGUUCGGCAAGGACGGAUCAUCCAGGAGUGCCAGGACAUCCCCUUGCUGCCCUCGUUUGCUUUUUUGCUUUCCGCCCUCCCUGCAUCCAGUUCGCCGAGCUUGCUUUUCCUCAGCUGACCUCUCUUCUCCGGCCUCGCCAUCGCGUCAGUAGCGUGCAGCCUUGAUGCCCUCGAGCGUCUGAAUGCCCUGGUAGUCGCCCUCACCACCCACUCAUGACGGUGGAAACGGAGCGGACGCUGCCGGCGCCCCUCCUGCCGCCGUUGGACGCGAGCAAGCCGUCAUGCAAGGAGGAGGACAAGUCUGAGCAGUCCACCGACGCCACCAGUGGGGUGAAUGCAAAGACGCCCCAGGACAAGGACGAUGACGCCCACAUGUCUCCCCUACACGCACACGAGGCGGCAGGAGAGGUGCCCAAGCAUCGCCAUACUCGGGAAGGGGUCCAGACGAGGGCAUCUCGAUCAAGAUCCGAUCGCAGCAGAGAUGAUCAUGCAGCAGCAGCCGAGCCAGCAGAGUUGGGUGGGUCUAGGGCGCCGUACGGCAAGAAGGGGGGCGGGGGGAAGGCCGGGGGCCCGGUGGGCGGUGCCAGUGGCGGGUCGAGCAAGAACAAGCGGUCGUCCGAGCAGGCCUUGUUGAGGAAGCUGAACAAGAAGGGCCGCAACAAUCACUUCAUGGUGAGCGAGGGGGAGGGAGAGGGGAGGUGAUGGACGAACGGAGAGAUCCACUGCAUUCUGAUGGAUGCGGCCUUUGGUUUGUGUCUUGACCGUCUGCAGAAAGGGGUGAAGCGAAAGGCAGAGCCGCUUCUAUCGGGUAUGGGCAGUGGAGGAGGCCAAAAAAGGGAGGGACGUGCUGGCAUUCAUCUCUCUCUCUCUCUCUGUGUGUGUGUGUGUGUGUGUGUGCAGACGACUUUCGAGCGUUGGUUCUAUCGGUUCAGUACCGUGACAAGAAGAUCAGCCUCUCGCCAGAUAGACUCACCGCCACGGGCGAAAAGGUACACGGCAGGCCAGAGCCGAUGUGCACACCACACUGUUGGUGUGUGUUGUGCAUCGCAUCGAUCGACCGACUGACCAGGGGUAUCGAACGGUGAUGGCCAGUCACGGCAGUGACCACGGUAGCUGGUAUUUCGAGGCCACGGUGGAGCCGCCACCGAGGGCACACCCAUUCCCCAAACACAAACACGAGUGUGGUGGGCCACACGCACGGUAGGCACACGCAUGGAAGAAAGGAUCCAUCCAUCCAUCCCUGUGAGUGUCGGUUCGGUUCGCAGUAUUGGUUGGGCGUGUCGUUACACGAGAUGGGACUUCCCCGCGGGCAUGAAUGCCUUUGGUCUGUAAGACAGCCGCCACACAGCGCCACGCCCACCCACACCCAUCGCUCACGUGUGCUGUGGUCCGUCCGUAUGUGUGUCUGUGAUGUCAUUAGGGUACUGCAUUCGCGACUGCGAUGGCCGGGUGGUCCAGAACGGCCGGACCAACGACUAUGCUGAGCCAUUCGGUCAGCUAGCUGACUACACGCACACACACAGUGAGAGAGAGCGUGUGUAUGUGAAUGUGUGCGUCCAUGUGUGCAGGUGUGGGCGAUACGGUUGGCUGCAUGAUCACGCUGCCGCACCCCCGCAACCCGCUGCCCACAGAGGACCCCAGGGACAAACCGCACCUCGUGCACUUCCUAUCGAGUAUGGUUGGAUGGGAUGACACCCACAAACACACACCAAGUCAGACAAGGGCCCACCACACAUGGCAUGGUUUGUGUAUUCUGUCUGUCUGUCACAUCCAUCCAUCAGAGGGUCUGCUGUGUGACCCCGAGAAGCCUCCCACCCCCAUCCCCUCCGAGGGGUCGUCCGUGGCCUUCACUGUCAACGGCAAAGGGUGCGUACCGAUACAUAAGCCCCCACGCUCGGCACAGAGAAUACCCCCUAGUAGUUAAUGUAAUGGCCUCCUCCCUCCCCUCCCUGUGUCGCAUACAUGUCAUGUGUGUGUCAAACGAUGAUUCAGGUACGGCUCAGCGUUCACGGGGCUCAACGAGGGCAAGUACUACCCCGUGGUGUCGCUGUACAUGGGCGCAUCGGUGCGGCUGAACUUCGGCCCCAAGUUCGCCCACCCACCGCCACCCGGCGUCCGCCCCGCAUGCGAGUUCUUCUACCAGAGAAGACGCGGCAUCCCCAACACACUCAGACCACACCACCAGCACCAACCACACAGACCCGGCGACGCCAAGAGGCAGAAAGUGGGCGACCACCAUCCCCCCCACCAGCACCAGCCGUCUUCGUCGGCUGCUGCUGCUCCUCCUCCUGCUGCUGCUGCCACUGCCCGUCCAUUCCCCCCUCCGCCACCAUUGUUUCCGCCCGACGAGCCGCCAAAGCCCCCAGCAGAGAGCCAGGGGGAGGAGUGCCGCCAAGGGGGAGGGGGUGAGGAGGCGAUGGCGGCCAUGGCGGAGGAGGGCAAGCCCGACGGUGGCGGGGUGGGUGGGGAUAUCGGUGGGAGUGGGGACGGGGCUGUAGCUACAGAAGUAGCUGCUGCUGAGGAGAUGCAUAACCAGGAUGGCGAAUCGCUCUUUUCGGUCGAUGGAUCGAGGAGCAUCUGACUGAGUGAGCGUGUGGGGGAUGCCCCAUGGUUCGGAUGGCUAACGGUUUGAGCGAGGUGG